AUGGUCCUCAAGCCCUUCAUAUUUGCGGCCGUGUCGCUGUUCAUCACGUACCUCAUCACCAAGCUACGCUUCAAACGAUUCAAGCAGUACGCUCAUCUUCCACAGCUGCCACCCUCCUUGAUAUGGGGGCAUAUGCUCGUGUAUGAUGAGAUCUCCAAACAUGCACAAAGGGAUAGGCAUCCAGAUCUCAUCUUUGCCGAGAUGUACGAGAAACUUGGAAGGCCGCCGUUGAUCUUCGUUGACAUGCGGCCCGUCUCAAAGCCCGUGGCUCUCAUCACGAGCCAUGAUAUUGCUGAACAAGUUGCCAAGUCUUCGACCCUAUUCCCCUGGAGUACGCCAAAGACGCCUACCAUGAAGGAUAUUAUACAUCUACUUGGUCCAUCAUCUCUCAUCAGUGCAGAGGGCGAGGACUGGAGGAAACUUCGAAAGCGAUUCGCGCCUGGCUUUGCGCCGAACCAAUUGAUGACCCUCCUCCCCUAUAUAUUGGACAAAACCGAGCCGUUCAUUAACCGCCUUGAGGAUCACGCCCGUUCAGGCGAACGGUUUUCCCUGUUGUCCUUGAUAGUCAACCUGACGAUUGAUGUUAUCAGCGCUGUCGCCAUGGAUGAGGACCUUGGAGCUCAGAGCGUUGAUCCAUCUGGUCAGAGUCAGGUCAUCCGCCUAUUCAUGGAACUGUUAAGUACCUACUCGAGCAGACAUAAUCUGCCCUGGUGGCUAGCCCCCAGCUUAGGAGCCAAGCGUCGCCGACUGGCAGGACAAGUCGAUGGGAUGCUACGAGAUAUUGUGCGUCGCAAGUUUGACGAGCAUCAAGCAAUUGGCGGAGGAGACAAGUCGCGCAGCAUCCUUUCGCUGGGUUUCCAGGACAUCAAUGAGCUCACUCCUGAACUUCUCAGCCAUACUUCGGAUCAAAUGAAGAGCUUCUUCUUCGCCGGUCAUGAUACAGCUAGCAUCCUCCUCUCCUGGACUUUUUAUGAGCUAUCUCGGACUCCCCGAGUUCAAAAAGCGGUUCGUGUUGAACUGGACGAACUGUUCGGCCCUGAUCCGGAACCGUCUGUUGUGAGAUCCAAGUUAUAUGCCAACGGAGAAGAUCUUGUUCGCCGCAUGACAUAUGUGUCAGCAGUUAUUAAAGAGGUUCUCCGAAUACACCCUCCGGCAGGAACUGGUCGCUAUGCAGAACCUGGGUCUGGAUUCACAGUCCGUACAUCGACGGGAGAGGAACUCUGCUUGGACGGCACCAUCAUAUACAACUGCCAGCACAUUAUUCACCGUGACCCAGUCGUCUACGGCGCCUCGGCUGACGAUUUCGUCCCAGAACGAUGGCUUGGCGACACUAGCACAUGGGGAUUUACACCUAGUGCUUGGAGACCGUUUGAACGAGGCCCGCGGAACUGUAUCGGCCAAGAGCUUGCGAAUAUUGAGGCCCGUGUCAUCAUUGCCAUUGUUGCGCGUCAGUUUGACUUUGUCAAAGUUGGUCUAGGCGAACUCGACUUGGAUGACAAUGGGCAGCCUAUUCUAAACGACAAGGAUCAGUACAAGGUCAAGUCAGAGCUAUAUCCUGUAGGUCAAGCUUUGCAGGCACUUCAAGGCGGUUUAAGCAGCUAA
Molecule: messenger RNA, 1602 nt
Organism: Fusarium falciforme
Lineage: Eukaryota; Fungi; Ascomycota; Sordariomycetes; Hypocreales; Nectriaceae
Exons: 3
Coding region: 1-1602 (533 amino acids)
Molecular function (GO): iron ion binding; monooxygenase activity; oxidoreductase activity, acting on paired donors, with incorporation or reduction of molecular oxygen
Source: RefSeq, a predicted model, not a curated record